AGUUUCAAUAAGUUAGCCGACAUGUUUUGUGAUCAAAGAAGCCUUGGUAAAUUUUACUUUUACAUAGAUAAUUAAGUAGUUUUCCGCAGUGAUCCAUCUCGGUAAAAUUGAUUUAUGUUAACACUUAUUAGAAAUUAUAUUUGUUGUUUAUAAUAAAUCGUAAUAUCGAACACAAACUCGAAGAAAACAAAUCGAACGUUUCUUAGAAGGCCAUGACUUUAGUGCACUUAUUUUAAACGUAGAAUAAAAUAGAAUUUAAAACACGUAUUUAGUGAAAAGUGAAAAGCAAUUUGAAUGUUCCAUUAUGCAACAUGGCAGAAUUCAAAGGGUGGAAAUGUUUUUCUCCUGAUCCUCGUAAAGUUAUCGUCGAAAAACAAGAAACCAUAAACCUGCCUCUUGUUGCAGAAGAUGAAUCCUUGCCAAGAACAUCGUUGCCGUAUUUAUCAAGUAUCAACCGCGAUGAAUUUCACACGACUCCGAGCCAUGCUUUUACUUUUUCCAGAAGUUCAUCAUUUUCAAACGAAAAACAGCAACAUUUCAACAUUCCACAAAAAAAAGGAAGAUUUUAUAGAAGUGUUAGUGAUACACCAAAACAAAAUCGUGCAGAAACUAAAAUGACUUCAAGAAAAGAUACCCCAAUGAAACCCAAGAGAGUGUAUGAAAAACGUGAUCCAAAAAAAAUAAUCGAUGAUUUGGGGAAAUUUAGAUCCAAAAGAAAAGAUGCCACUAGAAAGAAAACAAAUACAGAAGACUCGAAAAUUGUUUUUAAUAAUUUCAGUAUUACUGAAACAGACUGGAAGGAAGUGUUUAAAAAUACAGUGAAGAAUCCAGGAAUUGUUUUAAAGUCGCCACAAUCACUAUUGAAAAGUCAAACUGCUAAGAACAAAAUUACUUCAGCAAAACCAUCUGAACGCUGUCAUGAUAUAACCAUAUAUGACAACGGCGAUAAAGGAAUAAAAAAAGGAGAAACGUUACCGAUGAAAAAUCCUUUCGCAACAAAAUCACAACAAAUGACUGAGUGUAAAAUUCAAAAUAAUUCAUAUUUUAAAGAACAACAAAAGCCCCUAUACAAUAAUGACGUAUUUUUGGGAGAAUCUUCGAACAGCAUAGAUCUAGAAAAAACCCAAUUUCAUAACCAAUCCAAUUAUUUGCAAAAUUUUUCACAUUUUAAAACGUAUUUACAUGAUUUCUCACAGUUACCAGAUUUUUCACAAAUCCAAGACACUUCUCAAUUCCAAGAUGCCUCUCUUCUUCAGUGUGAUUCAAAAUUCGAGUAUUAUUUACAAAAUCCAAGCUGUUCACAUUUCCAAUAUGAUUCAAAAAUUCAAGACAAUUUAGAAAUUAACAAUUAUUCACGAGUUCCAAAUUAUCCAAAUAUUCAAAAUAAUGAUCAAGACCAAAAAAGUUCACAAAUUAUAAAUUGUACGACAAAUUAUGAUUCACAAAAUAGCGAGCAAUUCCAAAUUCAAGUUUAUAAACAAAUUCAAAACUGUGAGCAAGAUUUAAAUGUCAAAAAAGUUCAGGAUUUUCCCAUUCAAGACUGUACACAACUACAAAGGUUUUCGGUGUUACAAAAACCUCUACCACUUUUUAAUGAAAAUUCAGUUCAAAAUAUUAAAAUGCUCGCUGAUAUAGCUUGUAAACAUGAAAAAAAUUACGACAGUAAAGAUAAACCGGAAGUUCUACCAAAAAUUGCUUACAGUGAAGAAGUGCUGCCUCCCAUGUCGAAAAAUGAUUCAGAAUUGGAUAGUUUUCCUAACAUAAUUGAACGUUAUAAAGUUGUAGACAAUGAACAAACUUUUGAAAACAUUUCGAUUUGUGAAGUAAAAAACGAAGAUGAAAUAAAAGAGCCAAUAAAUAAUAAUAGCUUAAAAAUCGAUAUUGAUAUUUCUAGUAAUACUUCAAUUAAAGUUCUAGAAGAUUUAGAAGAUUUGGAUAAAUAUAUAGAUUUUAACCCAAAAUACGACGACAAUAUUAUAAAAGAUUUGUGCCAAAUUCUCGAUAACAAAAAAGAAAAAGAGAUUAUCGACACUGUUGAUUUGGUAUCAGCUUUUCCCCAAGAAGAAAAAAUUGAAAUGAACUACACUAAAAAAAGUGUAAAAGAUACAAACGGUAAAAUAGCGGAAAUUUUUGAAGAUAAAACUGAAAUGCGUCAAAUCGAAAAUAAAAAUGAUGUUCAGACAAUCAAAAAUAAUAUUGAAAACAAUUAUCCAUUUAAACCUUCAACGACUGAGGAAUUUUUGGAUUAUUAUGAAAAAUUCAUGGAAGACCUUUCUAAACAAGAUAAAACCAAAAUUACUUCUGAAAAGAAAAAUAAGAGGUCUAAAAAAAAUAAAAUUCAAAAUAACAAAAUUAUUAUUAAUUUUAAUUUAAAAAACGCUUCCGAUGAAUAUGUAUCAAAAAUGGAAAGAAGCAUACACAAAAUAAGAAAUACUGUUGAUUCAAAUUCGUUCGAUUUAUUUUAUUCGAAAUUAGUAAACUUUUCAAAUCUUAAAAUCGAAAAUGGUCCAACAACUAAACAAAUAUUUAUUGAACCCAAAAAUACAGUUCAAGAUUCAAUAACUCAAACUUCUAUAACAGAUAUAAAACUUCAAAAUUCCGCUUCGCAAACUUCAAUAAUUUGCACCAAGGAUCAGGAAACAUAUGUUGAUUUUAACACAACUGAAAAUAAUGAUAACGAAUCAAAAAUGGAUAAGAAAGAUAAAGAACCGACUACAGAAUCUGAAGAAAAUCGAAUCAUUACAGUUAUGAAGAAUCAACAUGCUUUGAUUAUUCAAUAUUUGAAACAACUUAACAACAAAUUGGAUGAAAAUAAGACUGCUGAAAAUAAUACUGAUAGUGAGAACACAUUUUACGCAGACAUUGAACAUAAUGCAGUCAAGAAAUUGAGGACGUACUCAAAAAAUAGUAACAUUCUAUCUGAGAUCCAAAAUAAUUAUAGAAAAUAUGAAGUUUGUGAGAAAGUUGGAGAAAGGUCAAGGAACAAUGUCGAAAAUGAUAUAGAGAUAGUCGUAGAAGAAACAAAUAUUACGCCUCCAAGAGCAAACACCGGUAAAAGAAGACUAAGUGAACGAGUCCAGGGGAGGCGGAAGAAAUCAAGUCGAAUCGAAAAGAGAAAAGCUGAAGAUCAUUCUCCAAAUAUAUCAAAAAUACCACGCCGUACACGCCGUAAACCGAAUCCUCCAGAAAAAUCACGUAGAAUAUUGAGGAGUGCCAUUGCAAAACAAAAUGAAUAACGAUUUAUUUAGCUACAAUCGUUUUUGAAAGUCGUUGCUAAAUUGUCUUUAAUAUUUUUAGUUUAAGUGUUUAACUGUGAUUUUAAAUAUAAAUUACUUUAAGUUGUUUUAUUAUUUAUUUCCUAUUUUGAUUUAUUGUAUAAAUAAGUCGAAACUUGCCAUUGUCUGUUAGUUUUUAUUUGUAUGUUACAAACAGUACCAUUUGAUAAUUUUAUUUGUAUUUCCUACUAUUUGUUUCGUUUUUUGUACUUUGAAAUUCGUUACUAAAUUAUCUUUAAUAUUGCUAAUAUUGUUAAUAUUGUUAGUAUUGUUAGUUUUAAG
This is a messenger RNA of Psylliodes chrysocephalus, 3557 nucleotides long. The record is from the annotation of a GenBank genome assembly. NCBI's taxonomy places the organism in Eukaryota, Metazoa, Arthropoda, Insecta, Coleoptera, Chrysomelidae.